Molecule: messenger RNA, 2336 nt
Organism: Hippocampus comes (tiger tail seahorse)
Lineage: Eukaryota; Metazoa; Chordata; Actinopteri; Syngnathiformes; Syngnathidae
Gene: sack1e
Product: family with sequence similarity 83 member E
Exons: 8
Coding region: 391-2226 (611 amino acids)
Biological process (GO): signal transduction
Molecular function (GO): protein kinase binding
Source: RefSeq, a predicted model, not a curated record
CGGCGAAGAAAUCUGUCAGCGGCACAGAAUUUAUGGAAUCUGAAUACAAUGUGGCCCACAAGGAGUGGAAGGCUGACUGACAUGACAGGCAGGGGUGGGAACAAGUCAAGCGAGAACCACAGAGUCACACAAGCUCCACUGAAGGUGAGCUUGACAAAACGACAACGGAAAAAUGCACCGACUGCAUGAGUCUCCUCCGCGGCUUUCUGUUUAAGGGCAAUAUGAGUUGUGGAGGACGACGGCAUACAAACUUCCUCUCUGCAGCCACCAUUGGAUGUCUUUCCUGUCAACUAUUUGAUCCUCCAGAUCAGCGCCUCGUUGGACCGAUGGCUUACAUGAGACGGGAUCAGUAGUUGAGAAACCGACUAUUUCAUCACAGAGGCUGCAGCCAUGCCGGGCUCUCAGGAGGCCAGUCUGGAUGAGGAUGCAGUGUUCCUGCCGGUAAAGCCGUCUUCGCCGGAGUUCCUCUACUCAGAGCUAGAGCGACAUUCCAUGGAGAAACUCCUGUGCGAAGGUCCCAAAGCUUUCUACAACUCUGUCGGCACAGAGCUCUCCGGCUCCUUCCUGUCUCCCGAUGAGGUUAGCGAAAUAACCAGCUGGGUUCAGGACUUUCACUUUACCCCACUUCAAAAAGAGGAGAAUGGAGGGAACGUCAACCCAGAUGAAGCGGACCUCACCUCCUCCUACUUCCCGUCCUACUCAGAUGUGCCCGCUCCGAGUUUGGCGUUGGGCUGGCCUGAGGCGCCUUGGGUGCGCAUGGAAAACGUUGCAGUCUACACGAAUCCCCCCGCCGAGGGAGAACCUUCCAUCAGAGAGGUCAUCCGACGGCAUCUGCAGAAGGCCAGCCAAGUACUUGCCAUUGUGACUGACCGACUGACAGACAGCACUAUCAUUGGGGAUUUACAUGACGCAGCCUCCAGGGGUGUCCCGGUUUACAUUAUCCUCAACCAACGAACUGUUGAGGAGAAGUACACACUCCACAGGCUGGGACAUCCGAAUAUUCAGGUUCGUGUACUUGGAGGUAAAAGCUUCUGUUCGAGCAAGGGAAAGAUGAUGGUUGGGGAGUUGAAAGACAAAUUCAUUCUGGUGGAUUUGGAGAGAGUAAUUCAUGGUAGCUACAGCCUCGCAUGGACCGAUGCUCACUUACACCGGCAUCUCAUCACCGUUAUCACUGGCUCGGUUGUGGACAGCUUCGACAAAGAGUUUCGGACCCUGUUUGCGGCGUCUGCCCCGGUUCCCAACUUGUUGCAGUAUGCUGUUCCCCACGUGGAAAUGACUGAGCAACAAAAUGACUUCAAAGACCCUAGCCCUCCAAGACACUUCCACGUGACUCAAGAGAUCCUCAACCCUCCUUCGCCACCGAUGGACACCCAUCUGGACUGGGAGGCCAUGGGUGUUAUUACCAGAGAAAGCUUCCCGGAUAGUCUUUUUGAAGACUCGGAAAUUGAGGAAAAGGAAACACCCUUGCGUACUGAUGUGAAGUUUGAUAAAAACACACUUGCUUUGGAUACUUAUACUCAAAAUGGAUUUCACCCGAUGACCACGAGAAGGGUGUGGGACAGCUCUCCAAUGAUAAACAGUAUGCCAGACAACGCAAAAAUUUCCAAUUGGGCAGAACGUCAGACAGAACAAGCUGCAUCCCGACAGUUCUCCACAGAAGACAGAGCAUUGUCAGCGUGGCGCGACAACAGAGACAGCGACUUGGGGCAAAACGAGUUUUUAUUUUCCUCUAUGAGGGAAAGACGCCGUGCAAGGCCCGAUCCCAAUGUGAAAGAGGAGAGCGGCUUCGACGACCUCAGCUCCGGCAUAGAAAACAUAGCCGCCUCAAGAAAGCCCUUAAUUCUGAGGGUGCCGCAAUCCGAGAGCUUCCACUCCCUGAAUGACCUUAUAAAGAGGUUUAAACCUCAGAAUAACAGAGCAGAACUAUUCAGGAAAGGCUCCAGUACCAAUAUGUCUGAGAUGACCCAGUCCAUGGUGGACCUCCACACGGAUACACCCAGCGCUGACCCAACUCCAGAUGAGCGAAGAUUCUCUGUACCGAGGCUCAAUUCCAAUUAUCAUGACCCGGACCAAAUGACACCAGGCUUAAUCCUGAUGAAAAGGAGGAACAAUGUGAUCAAGUCAGCCCUGCAAAGAAUUCCACAGGCUUCUAAACCUAGACCUCGGAGCUUCGCCCUGGAUUUGAGUUGGAGGCCUCUAAGGGAAAGAAAAGGGGAAGAGGAAUGAGCUGCCGUAUCAUAUAACAAAGCUCUAUCUCUCUUGAAAGGAACUGGAAAACCUCUGUUACCUCUGUAGUAUUAAACACCCGAACAAGAAAAAAGGCUGACUCAAAUCAA